AUGACUGCAAACGAGACUCCCGCCAAUGGGCGUAAGUCGCUCAUCCUCAAUGCCUUUGUGGAAAUGUGCAGUGGCCACCAGUCCCCCGGGCUCUGGCAACAUCCCGAGGAUGAGUCGUGGCGGUUUAAUGAUGUCGACCACUGGGUUGAACUAGCCAAACUGCUCGAAUCGGCUAAAUUCCAUGGCAUUUUCAUUGCCGAUGUCCUAGGCGGCUAUGAUGUCUACAAGGGCCCUAGGAACCUUGAGCCCGCUAUUGUCUCCGGUGCUCAAUGGCCUGUCAAUGAGCCAUUGGCUGUCGUCCCGGCCAUGGCUGCUGCCACUCAGAACAUUGGCUUCGGUGUCACUGUCACAACAACAUAUGAACCUCCAUACCACCUUGCUCGUCGGCUAUCGACAGUCGACCACCUCACCAAAGGUCGUGUCGGAUGGAAUGUCGUCACCGGAUACCUCGACUCCGCAGCCCGCAACAUGGGCUACGCCCAUCAACCCAACCACGACGACCGCUAUGCCGUCGCCGAAGAAUACAUUAAAGUAGCCUACAAGCUUUGGGAAUCCUCCUGGCGCUCUGACGCUGUCGUCCUCGACCGCCAGCGCGGCGUCUACGCCGAACCCUCCCGCAUCCGCCAAAUUAACCACCAAGGCAAAUACUUCGAAGUCCCCGGCCCGCACCUUUGCCAGCCGUCUCCCCAGCGCACGCCUCUAAUACUGCAAGCUGGUACAUCGAAGGCAGGCAAGACGUUCGCUGCGCAGCAUGCUGAAGCCAUCUUUGUUGGUGGACAUAGCCCGUCUGUGGUGAAGAAGAAUAUUGCGGAGAUUCGGGAGAUGGCAAAGACGCAGUUUGGGAGAGAUCCACAGAGUAUUAAAUUUUUGGCGCUACUGUGUCCGAUUCUCGGAAAGACAGAGGAGGAGGCGAAGGAGAAGUUUGCCUAUUUUAGGAGUUUAGGGUCUAUUGAUGGUGCGUUGGCGCUGUUUGGUGGGUGGACUGGGAUUGAUCUCGAUACGUAUGGUGAGGAUGAGGAGCUGCGGACAGUCGAGAGUAAUGCUAUUCGGUCCGCCGUCGAAGGCUGGUCCAAGGCCACCCCCGAAGUCCCCAAAUGGACAAAGAAGACAGUCGGCGAGCACAUCACCGUCGGUGGUCUCGGCGCAACAGCCGUCGGCACACCACAGCAAGUCGCAGACCAAAUGGAGAAAUGGGUUGAUGAGGCUGACGUUGAUGGUUUCAACAUUGCCUACGCCGUCAAACCUGGUACAUUCAAGGACGUCAUCGACCUGCUCCUCCCUGAACUCCGUCGGAGAGGUCUCUUCCACGAUGACUACGCCGUGCCCAAGGGAACGUAUCGGGAGAAUGUAUAUAGCAAGAAGGGACAGUCUGGGCCGCCGGCUGAUCAUCCUGCUUCGAAGUAUCGGUGGGAUGCGGGUGUUGAGGAGCAUAAGAUUCCUGAAUAA
Messenger RNA from Aspergillus ruber CBS 135680, 1446 nucleotides. RefSeq names its product LLM class flavin-dependent oxidoreductase. The transcript is spliced from 6 exons. The coding region runs from base 1 to 1446 and encodes 481 amino acids. Gene Ontology annotation, molecular function: oxidoreductase activity, acting on paired donors, with incorporation or reduction of molecular oxygen; monooxygenase activity. Lineage: Eukaryota; Fungi; Ascomycota; Eurotiomycetes; Eurotiales; Aspergillaceae. The record is from RefSeq and is a predicted model, not a curated record.